UUGUGCGUGUGCUAGGAUGGCAUUACCUUGUCAUUAGCGUCACACAACAAAACAUCUCCGCAUGCCCUGGAGAUUCUGUGAGAGCUACCGAGGCUAACAGAAGUGGCGCUUUUGGCUGUUCUUGCUACCGUUAGCGAUGAGUUCAUUCUAAAUAAGAAAGGAGCUGGAAUAAAUCAAGCGACUUGGAUGUCUCAGAAAGGUAGCUUUCAGAAGCGGCUAAGAUUGAGAAACAGCGAGUGAUUGCAUUGACACAGCUUAUUAAAGGGAAGGCUUUUACACAGCUGCAGUCUGAUAAAGAUGGAUACCCAAAAAACAUCUGAGGACAUACAGCAACUUCUUUUACCUAUUUAUGGUGGCCGGGCGGCAACACCCAGCUGGACAGCAAACGUCAUUCGGCAGAGAGACCCAGAGAUGGAACAGUGGGAAGAAUCACCCUACGGAUCUGGACCUGAAGGACAGGCAGGCAGAUGGACGUUGCCUUUGAGUUCUACAGCCAUGGAGUGUCUACCCACAGCUCACAUGGAUGAGGCCGGUAAUAAGUGUGUCAAAGUCCCCCAAGUUGCCGGGGUCAAAGUUCAACUGGAGAUGAGUGCACUGUGGAGGCAGUUUGACCAGCUGGGUAUGGAAAUGAUCAUCACUAAGGCAGGAAGGCGGAUGUUUCCCACAUUUCAAGUCCAGAUUUCUGGAAUGGACCCAGCAGCAGAGUACGUUCUCCUGAUGGACUUCAUCCCUGUAGAUAACAAGAGAUACAGGUAUGCAUUUCACAGCUCGUCCUGGCUGGUGGCAGGACAGGCAGACCCUGUGAUGCCGGGCAGAGUGCACUUUCACCCUGACUCCCCUGCCAAGGGCGCCCAGUGGAUGAAGCAGACCGUGUCCUUCGACCAGCUGAAGCUCACCAACAACCUGCUGGAUGACAACGGACACAUAAUGUUAAACUCCAUGCACCGGUACCAGCCCCGGUUUCACGUGGUGUUUGUGGACCCACAUCACAACUACCAGCAACAUCCCCACCGGAACUUCCUGACCUUCUCCUUCAGUGAGACUCGCUUCACUGCUGUCACCGCCUACCAGAAUCACAGGAUCACCCAGUUAAAGAUAGCCAGCAACCCAUUCGCCAAAGGAUUUCGGUCCAAUGACACAGCUGAAUGGUAA
This is a messenger RNA of Brienomyrus brachyistius, 1152 nucleotides long. RefSeq names its product T-box transcription factor TBX1-like. Gene Ontology annotation, cellular component: nucleus. The transcript has 6 exons. Gene Ontology annotation, biological process: positive regulation of DNA-templated transcription; regulation of transcription by RNA polymerase II; cell fate specification. The record is from RefSeq and is a predicted model, not a curated record. Bases 298 to 1152 code for a protein of 284 amino acids. Gene Ontology annotation, molecular function: RNA polymerase II cis-regulatory region sequence-specific DNA binding; DNA-binding transcription factor activity, RNA polymerase II-specific. Lineage: Eukaryota; Metazoa; Chordata; Actinopteri; Osteoglossiformes; Mormyridae.